AUGCCCGCGGCCCCGCCGCAGAUGGAGCGCGGCCGCCGCGCCCGCCCGCCCGUGCCGCUCGUGUACGUGAACAGCUUCGGCUCGCACCGCUGCGGCACCGUGAUCCGCCUGGGCCGGGGCUGGCGGCAGAGCCCCGGGCAGAGCCUCCCGGGCCGGGCUGGGGCCCCGAGGGCCGCCCCGGAGCCGCGGACCGGGAGCAGUCCUGGGCCGGGCGGCAGCGGCGGCGAGGCGAGAGCCGGCAGCCGCACCAGCAGCGGUGACCCUCGAGAGGCUAAGGCUGACACCUUUGACUUUCCCAUCCCUUCAAGAAACGUUGAUAAAGUCAUUAAACGAAAGAAGAAAAAGUCCAAAGUCUGGCACAAAGUCUGGAAAGUGAUUUCAAAAAUGCUUGAGGAAAAUGAAAGGUUCAGAAGUCGACUGUUGACCUGCAGCCAGUUUGAUGGAGAAGGCUCUGACAGGAUCCAGAGGUCACAGAAUGGGGCAUACCUGGACAGGGAUGAGUCCAUCUUUGGCUGGGUGUAGCAAGGAAAUAAAGGAAGAUUCAGCCCCAAAGGAAAUAUAAACAAAGUGAAAGCUUUUAUUUUGAUCUAGUUCUUCCUGGAGUCAGUGCAAGUCUGCAAAGUGACUUCAGGGAACACAGGUUCUCUGUUGUUUGCUUGGUGUUUGUGCUUCUGCUGUUUAAGAGGUUUGUUUUUACAGUGGCUUAAACAGCUCUGUUGCAAGAUAUUUAUCUCAAGCCAUUAACUCUAGUGUUUCACUGAGCUAUUAGUUUUAGAAAGCUUUUUAAUGAGCAUAAUAUUGUGACAGUUUACUUGCAAAAGAAAAGAUACACAUUUACUGUUGUCUCUGUAUUUAUAUCUUUUAUUUUUGUAGCUUGUCAGAAUAAUAAACACAAAUUCAGGAAGGCAGAACUCCACAAAAGACAUAAACCCCACUUUCCUUUUUUCCUGGUUUGCAUAAAUUUGACUUUAUGAUAUUAACAUAUUACACAAUAACCCUCUCUGUUCUUUCAUCCAUUUAUACAUGAAUCUCAGCAAGUAUUUGGAAUAUGAAACCAGGUGAAUGUUUUCUCUCUCUGUUCAUCCUGAGGCACAUAAUGGUACCAUCACAAUCAGGAGGUGUUGUUUAUCUACCUGACUUCAAGAACACAAUAUAAUUUUCUUCUGUUCUGCAGCUUAAUGCUUGAACCCUUGAUUGACUGUUAAAGCCUUUUAAGCCAGAAAAUUGUGUAAAUGGAACAUG
Molecule: messenger RNA, 1242 nt
Organism: Onychostruthus taczanowskii (white-rumped snowfinch)
Lineage: Eukaryota; Metazoa; Chordata; Aves; Passeriformes; Passeridae
Gene: CUNH5orf47
Product: chromosome unknown C5orf47 homolog
Exons: 5
Coding region: 1-522 (173 amino acids)
Source: RefSeq, a predicted model, not a curated record